Messenger RNA from Rhipicephalus sanguineus (brown dog tick), 1548 nucleotides. RefSeq lists its product as uncharacterized. The transcript has 5 exons. Gene Ontology annotation, biological process: chitin catabolic process. The record is from RefSeq and is a predicted model, not a curated record. Gene Ontology annotation, cellular component: extracellular region. Bases 1 to 1548 code for a protein of 515 amino acids. NCBI's taxonomy places the organism in Eukaryota, Metazoa, Arthropoda, Arachnida, Ixodida, Ixodidae. Gene Ontology annotation, molecular function: chitin binding; chitinase activity.
AUGGACAGAGAACGGGACAACGGGAUGGAAGAUGCCAGCGUGUUCUUCGGCCGCAGCGGAAGUGUCAGCGGUGGCGCCCGACGAGUCCUUCAACGGGCUUUUCGAGACGGCUCACUCGUGCCCGUUGUGUCGGUGGCCAUCAUACUGGCCAUAAUGGUCACCAUGGCCGUGAUGUUUCAGGUUUACCUCGUGAGAAAGAUCACCACGCGCAGCGGUGGUGAACUCAGCUGGAAAAUGUUCCAGCCGUGGCGCAGUGCCGAGCAGAAAUACGCGGGCAGGCACGGUGCACUGUCCAGUGGCAUCGAACUGUCCCACUCGGACAGCGAUCCACUUGACAUCGAGCUGGACGAGCGGCCACCGGAAUUUCCCGGUAAAGCAAGGCACUCCAUGCUGGGCAACAGCUUCUACCUGGGCGAGCAGAAGAGCUUUUGCCUGUUCAACUCUAAGAACUCUGGUCUGUCUAGGCACGGCAUCGUGUACAACCUGAGCAGCUUCCCUUACCACCUCUGCACGCACGCCAUCUACAGCAGCGCCAGCGUCGACGGCGCCAACAGCCUGCAGGGCUCCAACGUCGAGGUUGACCUGCUUCAGAAUGCCUUCGGCAAGUUCCCGGGUCUCAAGGCCGGCAACCCGUUCCUGCGAGUCUUCAUAGGCGUCGACGACGACGCCAGUCUGCACCGCAUCUCGCAUGAUGCCGAGUCCGUGGUCAACUUCACGCUCAAGUCGUUGCGUUGGGUCAUCGAGAGGCGCUACGACGGAAUAUUUUUGCGCUGGUCGCCUCCCCUCAAGGAAGGCGCCUCGCAGUUCCCCGCCCUCGUGUCCCACAUGGUCAACACUUUCAAGAGGGUUCGCGGUCUCUCGGUCGGCGUCAUUGUUCCGCUAACGUCCGACGGCAGGGACUUCUAUGCCGACGUGGGACACCUUCUGAACGUCCUCGAGCCGUACUCCAUACUCGUGGAUCCCCUCACGGCCGGUACCGCGGGUUCCGGAGAGGGAAACUCGUACUUCCGCAGCUUCUUCCCGUACACGGCGGACAGCAUCGCCAAGUACCGCGACUUCUUCGCUCGCACGGUGGAGACCGAAAGAAGCAAGUACAACUACAUCUGCUACCCGGUCUCUAUAGCCGGCUACUCCCUGGCGCUCGAAGACUUUGCGGCCAGCUCGGUGGUAUCCAGAAACCGAAGGUCGUCGCCACCGACCAUCACCGUUUUCCAACUGAAAUCGGGUUUGGCCGUGACCCCCUACGACGCAACGUGCGCCACCACCACUGAUUUAAGGGCUAACGUGAGCAUACGACUCAAGUUCGUUGUACUGGCGGCCCGCAAGUCCCAAUGGGUCGCGUACCAGGACAAGAAUAGCCUGGUGCAGCUCUUAGACGCGCUCCGGCAAGUCACCGGCGGCGCACCUUGCUUGGGCGUCUGGGACCCUGAGUGGGACGACAUUUCGGGCCACUGCAGCGCUCGGGGGUCAAAGCCGGACCCUUAUCCACUCACUAAGACGAUCUUCACGGACAGACAUCGCGCUCCGCGCCUCUCCGCCACCAACUGA